Molecule: messenger RNA, 1428 nt
Organism: Neurospora tetraspora
Lineage: Eukaryota; Fungi; Ascomycota; Sordariomycetes; Sordariales; Sordariaceae
Exons: 2
Coding region: 1-1428 (475 amino acids)
Biological process (GO): protein sumoylation
Cellular component (GO): SUMO activating enzyme complex; cytoplasm
Molecular function (GO): SUMO activating enzyme activity
Source: RefSeq, a predicted model, not a curated record
AUGACUACCACAACCACCCAAGCCACCGAGACCAACGGAUCGGGUCAAGAGGCUUCCCACUCGGCUGCUGAUGAGAUCGCCCUCUAUGACCGGCAAAUCCGUCUCUGGGGCAUGAAAGCCCAAGAGAAGAUCCGCUCCGCCAACAUCCUUCUCAUCACCAUGAAAGCCCUCGCCAACGAGAUCGCCAAGAACCUCGUCCUAGCAGGCAUCGGCUCCCUAACCAUCAACGACCACGCCGUCGUCUCCGAAGCCGACCUAGGCGCGCAAUUCUUCCUGUCCGCCGAAGACGGCCACCUCGGCCAAAACCGCGCCGUAGCCGCCAGCGCCGCGCUCCAGCGUCUCAACCCGCGCGUCAAGGUCGUGGUCGACACGGACGACAUCCGGACCAAGCACUCGUCCUUCUACUCGUCCUUCGACAUCGUCAUCGCCACCGACCUCGACGCCGACACCCUCAACGUCAUCAACACGGCGACCCGCAUCCACAACCGCAAAUUCUACGCCGCCGGCUGCCACGGCCUCUACGGUUUCCUCUUCGCCGACCUAAUCGAGCACGACUUUGUCAUCGAGCGCCAGCGCUCCAACCUCCCCUCCACUCCCGGCCCCGAAACCAAAACCCGCUCCAUCAUCUCGGUGGCCCCCAAAGAACCCGACAACAAGGAGAAAUCCCAAAUCGAACUGGUAACCAAACGCGAACUCUACUCCACCUGGCUCCUCGCCUCCUCCGACGCCUCCCACUUGCCGCAAGAUAUCCUCUCCUCCCCGCGCCGCAAACGCGCCGUCACCCCUUUGCUCAGCUGCCUGCGCGCCCUCUGGCAAUUCACCUCCACCUUCGGCGUCCCUCCCACGGGGCCCGAGCUGCUAACCAACCACACCGCUCUAGCGGCGUUUACGCAGAUGUGCAGCGAUAAGCACAAAGCCCUUGGCCUCCCCGCUGAGACGUUGCGCGCCGAGCUUUUGAGGUCAUUCCUGCAGAAUGUCGGGGCGGAACUGGCCCCCGUGGCGGCGGUGUUGGGCGGACAACUGGCGCAGGAUGUGAUCAAUGUGUUGGGACAGACGCAGCAGCCUGUUCAGAACUUUGUGGUGUUUAGUGGGGAGAGUAUGGAGGCGAAUGUUUAUGCGUUGCAUCCCCGGGAGGGCGAGUUGGGGAGGGGAUUGUUACCGGUUACGAUGGGGGUUAUCGAUGCUGCGGCGGAGGUGUUGGGGCAGGAGGAGAAUAGGGGGGAGGUGGAUUUGACGGCGCUGGGUCGUGGACAGCAUCUGGGUCAACGUCAACGUCAGCCCGAGGAGUCGUCGUCGUCGAGGAUGGGCUCUGGCUCUCAGAUGGAGGGCGUUGAGCAGCUGCAGGCAGGACAACAAACUAACGGGGUAUCGACUGACUCUACUGGCGCUGCUGGUGCUGGUGCCGGUGCUGGUGCUGGUAACGUCUGA